Molecule: messenger RNA, 9138 nt
Organism: Panthera uncia (snow leopard)
Lineage: Eukaryota; Metazoa; Chordata; Mammalia; Carnivora; Felidae
Gene: PCDHGC3
Product: protocadherin gamma subfamily C, 3
Exons: 4
Coding region: 4517-7321 (934 amino acids)
Biological process (GO): homophilic cell-cell adhesion
Cellular component (GO): plasma membrane
Molecular function (GO): calcium ion binding
Source: RefSeq, a predicted model, not a curated record
UAGGAGGGCCCUGCAUUUGGGCUAAUUCUCUACUCUUACCAUCUUGCCGUUCUUAAGUUUUAAAUAAGGAAGCUCCCAUUUUCAUUUUUCAUUGGCCUUAAAAAUUAAGUAGCCAAUCAUAAUGAUAUUUAAGGUAUUUGACUCAGGUAGUGGCAGUAGAACGGGAAAGUAAUUUAAUAGAUUCAGAAUACAUUUUGGAGGUAGUAAACAUUGGCAUGUACUGGUAAUUAAUGUGGGAAUGUAGAAAAAGAUGUUAAGAAUGACUUGGGAAUUUUUUUUUUAAAGAUCUUAUUUUCAAGUAAUCUCUGCACCCAACAUGGGCUGAAGCUCACACCUCUGAGAUCAAGAAUUGCAUGCUCUACACACCCAGGUGCCCUGACUUGGGAAUUUUUGAGUCAGUGGUUGCUGAGGCUGGGAGUAGGAGCAAGAAUUGAUAGCAGACAGGAUUAGGGCCUUUGGGGGUGAUGGGAAUAUACUAAAACUGGAUUGUGAUGUUGGUUGCAUAACUAUAAAUUACUGAAAAUCAUUGUCUAGAUGAUCUAGAUGUCUAGAUGAACGCUAUGGUAAAUAUAAAGCUGUUAAAAUAUUAACAGAUUGAGAUGCCUGUGGUUAUGUCAAGGAGUGCUGUUAUUAUUCCCAUUUUACAGAUAAACAAACUGAAAGAGAAGUGAAAAAUAAGAGCUUCAUGGUUAUAUAGUUACUAAGUGUAAUAUCCAGUAUUGGAACUCAAGUCUUUUUGACACUAAGGCUUCACUCUUGACAACUAUAACAUAAUCACUUUCUAUUUUAAAAUUAUUUUUGUUGUAUCUCACUGAUCAGAGGCUCUCUUGAAAUUAUAGGACAGAAAGGAAAGAGGAAAGAGACUGGAAAAUUGUGUUGACCCUUUAACACUGGUGCUUUCAUUUCCCCCUUAAUAUAGGUGGCACAGCAAGGCAUCCUGUGUUUUGUUUUUUUUUUUCUUGCGUGAGUUGUAUUACCACACCUUAUUUGGCUCUUUAGCAAGUUAUUCAAGUCAUUAGGUUACCAAAUAGUUUCAUUAGACCCAUUGGUAGCUUGAAAGAGUGACUGUAUCUUCCAAAAAUGCUUACUUCUAGGGAAAGUGGAUGCAUAUAAUUGACCAUAUAUAAUCCUUGGUGCAUUUCAUGAUUAGUAGGCCAUUGGCAUGAAGAUUGCUAUAUAUAUUUUUUAAUGUUUAUUUUUGAGACAGAGAGAGACAGAGCAUGAAUGGGGGAGGGUCAGAGAGAGAGGGAGACACAGAAUCUGAAGCAGGCUCCAGGCUCUGAGCUGUCAGCACAGAGCCCGACACGGGGCUUGAACUCACGGACCAUGAGAUCAUGACCUGAGCUGGAGUCGGACGCUUAACCGACUGAGCCACCCAGGUGCCCCGAAGAUUGCUAUAUUAAUAAGCAUUAAAUGUAGAGAGAUUUGGUCAAAAGGUACAAACUUUCACUUAAAGAUGAAUAUGUUCUAGGACUCUAGUAUACAGAAAGGUGACUCUAGUUAACAGUACUGUAGUAUAUUCUUGAAAUUUGCUGACAGAGGAUAUCUUAAUCAUUCUCACCACAUAUGUGGACACACACAUGUACAACGGUAACAAACUGGGGUAAUGGAUAUGUUAACUAUAUUGUGCUAAUUAUUUCACAAUAUAGUAAAUUAUGUUUACACCUUAAACUUAUGCAAUUAUAUUCAUCAAUUAUACUUUAAUAAAGCGGGGGGGGGGCGGAGGGGGAAGCAUUUAAGUGCCUACUGUGCUAGGUGCCAGGGAUAUAAAUGAUCAUCAAAACAGGCAUAGUCUCUGACCUCCUACAGCUUCUUCUGUAGUGGAAGAAGCAGACAUUAUACUUAAACAAAACAUAAUUCUAAAAUAUUAAAUUGUGCUAGACUCAACAAAGGAAAUAUAAGGUGCUCUUAGAGCACAUAACAAAGAAUCCUGGUUUUAACUGGGGUCUAAUGGAAGACCUCUAUCGUGAAAUAACAUUUAAAGUGAGUCCUGAAAGAGUUGUAGAAACUAGCGAAGCAAAGGGAGGGAAGGGUAAGCAGCUUUCCUAAGAGAGGAAUAGUCUUUCUAAAAGCCUUGGGGCACAAAAAAGCUUGGCUGAUGACUAUAUUAUAUAAUGGAGUAUUUAGAGAAGGAGAAGGCAUGAGAAUUUGGAUACUGUGCAAAGGAUUUGGAAUUUUAUUUCAAGAGUAGUGAGAUGCUACUGAGGAGUUUUCAGCUGGAUAAUUGUAUCAUCUAAUUAAAAUUGUAAGAAGAUCUUUUGGCCACUGUGGAGCAUGGAUCCAAGAGGAUUCUGCUGUCUUCUGAAGAAAUCUUAAGAAUUAACUAUGGGCCUUAUUAUAAAUGGGAAAACCAUUUCAACUUUUAAAAACCAGUUUUCAAAAGCCAUGUUGUAAUUAAGUGAUUGUGAAUGAGAAAAACGAUUGGUAAAUCAGUCUAUCUCUGAAGAAACUGCAAAUCAGUGUUUCUCAAACCCUAAGGCACAUUCAAAUCACACAGGUAUUUUGUUAAAUUAUAAUUUAGUCAAGCUAGAGAAUUUCUGCGUUUCCGCAUUUCUAACAAGCUCCUAGGUGAUGCCUAUGCCAUUGGUUCUUGGCUUAUACUUGAGUAGCAAGUGACUAGGCCAUAUUCUGUCUUCUAAAUAUAUUCUAUGGAAUAUAUUCUGUCUUUGAAUGCCUGUCAACCUUAUUAGUGGUCUGGUCUGUUGUCAAACUAUUUAAAACUAAGGGUUUUUUUUAAAAUUUUUUUUAAUGUUUAUUUAUUUUUGAGAAAGAGAGAGACAGAGCAUGAACAGGGGAGGGUCAGAGAGAGGGAGACACAGAAUCCGAAACAGGCUCCAGGCUCUGAGCUGUCAGCACAGAGCCCGACGUGGGGCUCGAACUCACGGACCAUGAGACCAUGACCUGAGCUGAAGUCGGAUGCUUAUUGGAUGCUUAACCGACCAAGCCACCCAGGCGCCCCUAAAACUAAGGGUUUUAAGAGAGAAAGUUUUGAGGACAUGGAGAAUCAGGUCAAAUAUGGUUUUUAUCUCUUCAGUAAAUACCCUCUAUACUGUAUACUUCUUAUCUACCUAUCUAAUAUGUCUGCCUAUCCCUUUCAGGGUUCAGUUACACUUCAGAAAGGUCUAUAUGCACUCAAAGUGAUGUCCAAGACAAGUAUACAGAAACAGUAUGAGGCUCUAAAACUUGGCAUCUCGUAUUUAAUGGGGUAAUUUGGAUCAGUAAUUUGGGCUUACUCUAUGCCAGACAUUUUACCUGCCAUAUUCAUUUAAUAGGAUGGGAACUCAGAAACACUUUUAGGGUAGUUUCUUGCCCAAGGAUGUGUUAGCUCUGACUUAUUUCAUACCUGACUCUCUUAUUCAUUAUCCUAAUAAGUGCUAUUUGGUUUGUUUCAUGAGUUUUAAUCCUAAAUGUAGAAAACUCUUCAAGGCUCUUUAUUUUUUGGGUUAAAGGCUGUGUAUUUCUCUAAAGAGUUUAUGGAGCGUUGCUGCUAUAUCUUAGUCAUUUUAUAAAGGUCCCAGGUGAUAAACAGGCCUAGAUUUUUUUUCUUUUUGAGGGGGGAAUGGGUAUUAUCCUUCUUUAGCAAUGCAACUUCUCUUUGUGGCAUAUUAAUACAAGAUCUUGGGAAGUGGAUUGACCAUGUAAAAGGAAGCAUUUGAAAUUAUGCUUUAUGAUUGAGAUUAUGUUUGUUAGGAAAGAUGGGGUAGGGAGUUGUCACAUUGCUCCCUGGUUCUUAAGAAAUGAGAACUAAACAACAUCCAGUUUUAAAAAAAAUCUAAAUUUUGAAUUACAUAAAACUGUUAAACCAAAUAGUGGUUCCUAUUGAUUUUCUUUACUGAGAAACAGAGAAUUGUACAGUCUCAUUUGGUAAGAGAGAACGCUGAAAUUAUUAACAUUUCCACAGAAAUGAUAAAUGCUCCUUUACAUAUAGAGUCCAACUGGAUAGGCUCUACGCGGCCCUCCAACAAACCAUAUUUGUGUUUUUCCAGACGGUGUUGUGUCAUUCUGGGUUUGUUUGACCCUCUCUUCUUGCGAUUACAGACAGCGGUUUAAAAAAAAUGUGUAAUAGGCCUUGGUUUGGUUUGAAAACCUACAAAACAGCCAUCUUCAUGGCUCUGCAGUUGGCUUUUCAGGCCAGGGUAGGUUGCCGAUGUACAGAUAACUGCCAAGGCGCUUUGGCCCUAAACUCAGGAAAGAAGCAAAAGGAAAGUGAAGUUCCUGGCGGUAGCGUUUGUCCCGCUCAGAGAGCCCGGCGCUAGCGCAUUCUUCGUGCAGUUAUUGGCUGGGACUCUGCGUGCCGCUGUCGGCCAAUGAAGACGCUGGAGAUCUGGCCCUGGCCCGUCCCCUCUCGGUGCCCCGGGAUGAGGCAGAGACUGAACAGCCGGUGAGCAAAUCAACGGCAUCGAGAAAGCCAUGUCCGACUCCGUGCCUAGCGCUCAAGCGCUAACCCGCUGAAAGUUUCUCAGCGAAAAAGCCGGAAAGAUCUGGACUCCGCUAAGAGGAACUGCCUUUGAGUGAGAUGGUCCCAGAGGCCUGGAGGAGCGGACUGGUAAGCAUCGGGAGAGUAGUGGGAGUUUUGUUUCUGCUUGGUGCCUUGCACGAGGCUUCUGCCAUCGUUCGCUAUGAGAUUCUGGAGGAAAGAGAGAAAGGUUUUGUGGUGGGCAACGUGGUCACGGACCUUGGUUUGGAUCUCAGCAGCCUGUCAGCACGCAGGCUACGGGUGUUGUCUGGAGCUAGCCGAAGAUUCUUUGAGGUGAAUCGGGAGACUGGAGAGAUGUUUGUGAACGACCGCCUGGAUCGGGAGGAGCUUUGUGGGACAGUGCCCUCCUGCACUGUAACUCUGGAGCUGGUGGUGGAGACCCCACUAGAGCUGUUAAGGGCGGAAGUGGUGAUCCAGGAUAUCAAUGACAACAAUCCCACAUUCCCUACCCGGGAAAUGAAAUUGGAGAUUAGCGAGGCCGUGGCGCCAGGCACGCGCUUUCCGCUGGAGAGCGCGCAUGAUCCCGAUGUAGGAAGCAACUCUUUACAAACCUAUGAGCUGAGCCUAAAUGAGUACUUUGCGCUUCGCGUUCAGACGCGAGAGGACGGCACCAAGUACGCGGAGUUGGUGCUGGAGCGCGCCCUUGAUUGGGAGCGAGAGCCAAGUCUCCAGGUGGUGCUGACGGCUUUGGAUGGAGGAACCCCGGCUCGCUCCGCUACCCUUCCCAUUCGCAUCACCGUGCUGGACGCGAAUGACAAUGCACCCGCCUUCAAUCAGUCUUUGUACCGUGCGCGAGUCCUGGAGGAUGCGCCGCCGGGUACUGUCGUGGUGCGAGUUCAUGCAACUGAUCUGGAUGAAGGCCCCAAUGGUGAAAUCAUUUACUCUUUUGGCAGCCACAACCGCGCCGGUGUGCGAGACCUAUUCUCCUUAGACCUUGUAAGUGGGGUGCUGACAAUCAGAGGUCGCCUCGACUUUGAAGACACAAAACUCCAUGAGAUUUACAUACAGGCCAAAGACAAAGGUGCCAAUCCCGAAGGAGCACAUUGCAAAGUUUUGGUAGAGGUUGUGGACGUGAAUGACAAUGCCCCAGAGAUUACAGUCACCUCUGUGUACAGCCCAGUUCCCGAGGAUGCCCCUCUUGGAACUGUCAUUGCUUUGCUCAGUGUGAUUGAUCUGGAUGCUGGGGAGAAUGGAUUGGUGUCUUGCGAGGUGCCACCAGGUCUCCCCUUUAGCCUUACUUCUUCCCUCAAGAAUUACUUUACUUUGAAAACCAGCGCAGCCCUGGAUCGUGAGACUGUCCCAGAAUACAACCUCAGCAUCACUGCUCGAGAUGCUGGAACUCCUUCCCUCUCAGCCCUUACAAUCGUGCAGGUACGAGUGUCUGACAUCAAUGACAACCCUCCACAGUCUUCCCAGUUCUCCUAUGAUGUUUAUGUUGAGGAAAAUAACAUCCCCGGGGUUCCAAUACUAAAUCUAAGUGUCUGGGACCCUGAUGCCCCGCAGAAUGCUCGCCUUUCCUUCUUUCUCUUGGAACAAGAAGCUGAAACUGGGCUAGUGGGCCACUAUUUCACGAUAAAUCGUGACACUGGCAUCGUGUCAUCUGUAGUGCCCCUGGACUAUGAAGAUCGGCGAGAAUUUGAAAUAACAGUUCAUGUCAGCGAUGGGGGCACUCCAGUCCUGACCACCAACAUUAGUGUGAACAUAUUUGUCACUGAUCGCAAUGACAAUGCCCCCCAGGUCUUAUACCCCCGGCCUGGCCGGAGCUCAAUGGAGAUGCUGCCCAGAGGUACCGCUGCUGGCUAUGUGGUCACUCGGGUGGUAGGCUGGGACCCGGAUGCUGGGCACAAUGCCUGGCUCUCCUACAGCCUCUUGGGAGCUUCCAACCAGAGCCUUUUUGCUGUGGGGCUUCACACGGGUCAAGUCAGCACUUCCCGCCCAGUUCAGGACACAGAUGUGCCCAGGCAGACUCUUAUGGUCUUGAUCAAAGACAAUGGGGAGCCAUCACUGUCCACCACGGCAACCCUGACUGUGUCGGUAACCGAGGAAUCUCCUGAAGCCCGGGCUGAAUUCCCCUCUGGCUCUGCCCCUCGGGAGCAGAAUAAAAAUCUCACCUUUUAUCUACUCCUCUCUCUAAUCCUGGUUUCUGUGGGGUUUGCAGUCACAGUAUUGGGAGUGAUCAUAUUCAAAGUUUACAAGUGGAAACAGUCGAGGGAUCUGUACAGAGCACCUGUGAGCUCCCUGUACCGAACACCAGGGUCCUCUCUGCAUGCAGACGCUGUGCGGGGAGGUCUGAUGCCACCGCACCUUUACCAUCAGGUGUACCUCACCACCGAUUCACGCCGCAGUGACCCACUGUUGAAGAAACCUGGUGCUGCCAGCCCACUGGCCAGCCGCCAGAACACACUGCGGAGCUGUGAUCCAGUGUUCUAUAGGCAAGUGUUGGGUGCAGAGAGCUCCCCUCCAGGACAGCAAGCCCCGCCCAACACGGACUGGCGAUUCUCUCAGGCCCAGAGACCUGGCACCAGCGGCUCCCAAAAUGGCGAUGAAACCGGCACUUGGCCCAACAACCAGUUUGACACAGAGAUGCUUCAAGCCAUGAUCUUGGCCUCUGCCAGUGAAGCUGCUGAUGGGGGCUCCACCCUGGGAGGGGGCGCUGGCACCAUGGGCCUGAGUGCCCGCUACGGGCCCCAGUUUACCCUGCAGCACGUGCCGGACUACCGCCAGAACGUCUACAUCCCCGGCAGUAACGCCACACUGACCAACGCGGCUGCCAAGCGAGAUGGCAAGGCCCCCACCGGUGGCAAUGGCAACAAGAAGAAGUCAGGCAAAAAAGAGAAGAAGUAACGUGGAGGCCAGGCCAAGAGCCACGGGGCAACUUCCCUCCCCAACCAGCCCAGCCUCUCCGUAUCUGUACCCAGGCCUCAUAUUUUCAGGGCUCACCCCCAGAUACUGGUAGGGGUCCAGGCCAUGCUCCCUUUGAGAAACAGAAACAAGUGCCCAGUCAACACCCCCCUCUCUGCCCCCAAGGGAUUGAAUAUGCAAAAGGGAGUUCUGCUGGGAACCCCCAUCCAGUCAAUUGCUGUGCCCAUGGGGGUAGUGGGGUUAGUGUAGACACCAUUUAUCACACCCCCUUUAGUUACAGCUGAACUUUGCCAUCUUCCAAAUUCAAUCAGGCCCAUCCACAAUUCCCUGCCUCGCUCCUGUCACCCCACCCCCUCAGCAGCUCCUCUUUCUUGAAUAAGGUGGUUGGGGUGUUGAGGUACCUGGUGACCUAAAAAGGCUCGUAGUUCUGAAGAGUUGGAAGGGCGUCAUAACCUCUUGGCCUCUCCAGUUCUCAGACUGCCCCCAAAGCAUGGUUUGGUGCCCGUCCCUUCAUCUCCUUCCAGAGCCCAAGACCAAGCUCAAGUUUUGGCAGACAUGGUCACCAUUGCCAUGGUACUGACGCUUGCUGGAUUUAGGGAGGGCACUUUGCUACCGUGCCUCUUCCCAGCGCCCUUGGGACCAGUCUUUUGUUCUGUUUUUCAUUGUUUGAUGUUCCCGCUGCAUGCCGUGACUUCCCCCUCUCCAAACAAGAGACUUCAUUGCAUGUUCCAAGACAGUAUGGGGUGGUAAGAUAAAGAAGGGAAGGGUGUGGAUAUAGGGGAUGGACAAAGCUUGACUUGCCAGUUAUCAGGAUCUUGCAGAAGGCUCUGUGUCCCCAGGGUACUGGCCAGAUCCCCAAUUCCAGCCAUAAACCAAGUACCAGGCUGGACUCUUGUUUACCACAUUCAAGGCUUGCUCACUCACCUCAGGCAGUGAGCUUUGGGCUGAGCUAUUAGCACCAAUGGAUUUAAACUGGCAUUAUAGUCAAAGGAAGGUCUGAGGACGUUUGGGACCAGGUCCCCUGGAGAGGUCAGAGGGCCCUCUGUGGGUGCUGGGUACUCCAGAGGUGCCACAGGUAGAAGAAUCAGUGUGGCCCUAGCAGUGAGGGCCAGCUAGGUGGUUCUUGGUCCCUGGGUUGGGGAGGCAUGGAGCUACAGCAGGGACCAGGUGGACAGAAAGUCUUAGCCUAGGAUCCGGGCUUCUCCACAGGGCCCCUGCACUCCUCCAGCCUCUCUUCCUUCAUCUUGCCAGGUGCCAUUUCUUCUCCGUGAAGGCCAAUGCCCAGCCCCCCCCCCCCCCCCCCCCCAGUCUGCUCUCUAGUGGCCAGAGCCUGGUUAAAGUCCCCCAGUGCCUCCUUGUGCAUAGACCUUUCUCUGCCCAUCCCCUUCUGCCCACCCCCUCCCCCAGGCCCGUACCUCCGUACCUCCAGUGGGGCUGCGCAAGAACCCCACCCCAACCCUUACAGUAGUGUAGAGCCCCCUCCCUCUUGCGGCUGGUGUAGAAUAGCCAAUAGUGUAGUGCGGUGUGCUUUUCCGUGAUGGCGGGUGGGCGGAGGGCUCCGCGCAGCCAUCUGUCGUUGAAUCCACCUGCAGCGGCCCGUGCUGUGUUUUGUGCUGUGUCCAUGCGCUGCGGCGACCCCGUCCCCUGUACUGACUCCUAUAAGUGCUUCUCUUCGCAUAGUCAUGUAGCUCCCCACCCACUCCCCUUCCUGUGUCUCACGCAAGUUUUAUACUCUAAUAUUUAUAUGGCUUUUUUUCUUUGAAAAAAAAAAAUUAAAAGGUUUCUUCUGAAAGGUUGAA